This is a messenger RNA of Camellia sinensis, 462 nucleotides long. The record is from RefSeq and is a predicted model, not a curated record. Lineage: Eukaryota; Viridiplantae; Streptophyta; Magnoliopsida; Ericales; Theaceae.
AUGACGCCAACCCCCUCUCCUGUUGUAAUAGUACCGGUAAAUCAUGUUGUUUCCAAGGAAAAUCUUGUCAGAAAUCCUAAAAAAUGGUGGGUGGACACUGGUGCUACUCGCCAUAUUUGUGCCGACAAAAAGAUAUUCACAUCUUAUUCUACAGUGGACAAUGGUGAACAACUUUUUAUGGGAAACUCCUCAACUUUCAAAGUUGAAGGACAAGGAAAUAUUGUACUCAAGAUGACAUCAGAAAAGGAACUCACUCUCAACAAUGAGCUGCAUGUACCGAAUAUUCGCAAGAAUCUUGUUUAUGGAUCUCUGUUGAGUAAGAAUGGGUUUAGACUAGAUGAAGCUUUGAAAACUUUCAUUCAAUAUAAGAAUGAAGUUGAAAAUCAACUUGGUAAGAAAAUCAAGAAACUUAGAAGUGAUAGAGGUGGUGAAUAUGAAUCACCUUUUGGUGAAUUUUGUAAA